AUGCAGAUCCCCGAGGAGCACAUGCUGUUUUCAUUGGAUGUGAAAUCGCUGUAUACCAAUGUCCCGGUGCAGUACGCGAUGGAGUGUAUCGAGGCAAGGUGGAGCGAGGUAGCAAGGUAUACGAAGAUUGACAAGCGAAGCUUCUUGGAUGCAACAAGAUUAGUCUUAGACUCUACGUUUUUCAACUAUCGAGGAGUUACCUACACACAAACCUUCGGAGUACCGAUGGGAUCACCGCUGUCUCCGGUUAUAGCGAACAUCGUUAUGGAGCGUUUGGAACAGGAGAGCAUACAGCGGGUGAGUGCAGAACAACUCGAUAUGGUGAUAUACAGGCGGUAUGUGGAUGACUGUUUUUGCGUUGCACGGAGGGAACACGUUGAUCGAAUCUUGGAGAUUUUCAAUGACUUCCAUGAUAGGCUGCAGUUCACUGUGGAGAAAGAGGAACAAGAGCAAAUCAAGUUUCUAGAUAUCAUGGUAACGAGAAAAGAAGGAAUCCUUGAGAAAACGUGGCUACCAAAACAGACGAAGGGACGGUAUCUGAAUUUCAUUUCGGAAAGUCCGAACUCCCACAAACGCAACACUGCGAUUGCCCUAGUGGAUAGGGCUAUCAAGUUGACUGAUGCACAGCACCGCCCUUCGGCCAUCAGUACGGUGAAGGAAAUGUUGAAGUGUAACAAUUACCCUAACUGGUUCAUUCAGAAUGUCUUGAAACAGAGGGUACACAAGCACUACAACGGACUGCAGAACGACAAGGAGGUGGACGAAACGAAGUACAUUCCCACGCCAUAUGUCCCAUGCCUGAGUGAAAAGUUGCAAAAAAUCCUCAAGGAACAGGGCAUAACAUUGGCGGUGAAAGCAAAAUCGAAAUUGAAAAAUGAGAUUUUCGCUAAACUCAAGGACCCGAUCCCACCAGGACAACAUAAAAAUGUGGUGUAUUCGGAAUUGAUACAUGCCAAUGGCAUCGAUCAUUUGUACUCGAUUUGCAAAGAGAUCAAAACCAAAUGGCGUAAAGUUUAUCUUUAA
Molecule: messenger RNA, 1023 nt
Organism: Aedes albopictus (Asian tiger mosquito)
Lineage: Eukaryota; Metazoa; Arthropoda; Insecta; Diptera; Culicidae
Exons: 3
Coding region: 1-1023 (340 amino acids)
Source: RefSeq, a predicted model, not a curated record